AUGGCGGCACCACACAGAGGCACCUCACCUCACUCUCCGGUUUCUGGAGAAUCCUCCCACUCAGCCCAGGCGAGCGAAGGCAGCUCGUACGGUCCUCACACGAGCGAGCCCCAGCCACAAGCAUACGGCUACGAGGAGAAGAACGAGCACGCGGACAGUCAGCAGUCUUUGCUCUAUCGCAACCAACCCAGUCCUUUCAACGCCCCCUUCGAUGAUCCAUACGCCUCUACCGACUCUUUGCGCCGCUAUACCCUGCACGACCCUGGUGUUACCAUCUUCCCGGAUGGCCCCUACCAGGAAUCCGCCGGUGGAUUGAACCGUCGUUCUGGAGUGCAUUCCCCUAUGUCAGAGACACCCUCAGAGGCCUGGCAAAACCGUCAAGCGCCAGGAUCUGGUCUCCGGCGUUAUGCCACCCGAAAAAUCAAGCUGGUCCAAGGUUCCGUGCUGAGUGUUGAUUACCCGGUCCCCAGUGCGAUCCAGAACGCGAUCCAGAAGGAGUAUCGGGAGUCGGAAGAAGGUUUCCCGGAAGAGUUCACCCACCUGCGCUAUACCGCCGCCACUUGUGACCCCGACGAGUUCACCCUGCGUAACGGUUACAAUUUGCGACCGGCUAUGUACAACCGACACACCGAGCUCUUGAUCGCCAUCACCUACUACAACGAAGACAAAGUUUUGACGGCGCGAACACUGCAUGGUGUUAUGCAAAAUAUUCGGGACAUUGUGAAUUUGAAGAAGUCCGAAUUUUGGAACAAGGGAGGUCCAGCCUGGCAAAAGAUUGUCUGCUGUCUAGUCUUCGACGGUAUCGAUCCUUGCGACAAGAACACUCUCGAUCUGCUCGCCACGAUUGGUAUCUAUCAGGAUGGCAUCAUGAAGCGAUCCGUCGACGGUCGCGAAACUGUCUCUCACAUUGUAAGUCCCCGCGAUUCGUUGUUCUCGACGUCUCCCUUCGAAUAUACAACCCAACUUUCCGUCACGUCCAACCAGCAACUGAUCCGGCCUCAGGGCAAUGAAUCGAGCAACCUUCCUCCUGUCCAGAUGAUCUUCUGUCUCAAACAGAAGAACAGCAAAAAGAUCAACUCCCACCGCUGGCUCUUUAACGGUUUCAGUCGAAUCCUCAAUCCAGAAGUUGUGAUUUUGAUCGAUGCUGGAACCAAGCCUGGAAAGAAAUCCCUUCUCGCUCUUUGGGAAUCCUUCUACAAUGACAAGAACCUUGGUGGAUCUUGUGGUGAAAUUCACGCGAUGUUAGGAAAGGGUUGGAAAAACCUGAUGAAUCCCCUUGUCGCCGCGCAGAACUUCGAGUACAAGAUUUCCAAUAUUUUGGAUAAACCACUUGAGAGUGCCUUCGGAUAUGUUAGUGUGUUGCCUGGUGCCUUCUCCGCCUACCGCUAUCGCGCUAUUAUGGGCCGACCUCUGGAGCAAUAUUUCCACGGAGAUCACACCCUCUCAAAACAGCUUGGCAAAAAGGGUAUCGAUGGCAUGAAUAUCUUCAAAAAGAACAUGUUCCUUGCCGAGGACCGUAUUCUCUGCUUCGAGCUCGUGGCCAAGGCCGGUUUCAAAUGGCACUUAACCUACGUCAAGGCAUCCAAGGGUGAAACCGAUGUACCCGAGGGUGCAGCCGAAUUCAUCAGUCAGCGACGUCGAUGGUUGAACGGUUCUUUCGCCGCCAGUCUGUAUGCGAUGAUGCACUUUGGCCGUAUCUACAAGAGUGGUCAUAACAUCCUUCGUCUUUUCUGUUUGCAUAUCCAGAUGACCUACAACUUUGCGGGUCUGGUUAUGACUUGGUUUUCUCUCGCUUCUUUCUGGCUCACCACUACGGUUAUCAUGGAUCUUGUUGGAACUCCCAGCAGUGCAAACAAAAAUAAGGGAUGGCCAUUCGGUGACGAUGCGACGCCGAUUGUCAACAAUUUCUUGAAAUACGGAUAUGUGUUCUUCUUGCUCCUGCAGUUCAUUCUGGCACUUGGAAAUCGACCCAAAGGUUCGCGUCUGGCAUACACGCUAUCGUUCAUCUAUUUCAGCAUUGUCCAAACGUACAUCAUGGUUCUGUCCUUCUACCUGGUCAAGAAUGCCUUCACUGGUGGCACACUUGAUUUCAGUCUUGACGAUGGCGUUGGUGCAUUCUUGAAAUCCUUCUUCAGCUCUUCAGGAGCCGGUAUUGUCCUGAUCGCUUUGGUUUCAACUUACGGCAUUUACUUCCUGGCUAGUUUCAUGUACAUGGAUCCCUGGCAUAUGUUCACGUCCUCGUGGGCCUACUUUGCUGGCAUGACCUGUUCCAUCAACAUUCUGAUGGUCUACGCCUUCUGCAAUUGGCACGAUGUUUCUUGGGGUACCAAGGGAUCCGACAAGGGAGACUCCUUGCCCACUGCCGAGACGAAGAAAGAUGACGCGAAGUCUAACUUCAUCGAGGAGGUCGACAAGCCGCAGGCUGAUAUCGACAGCCAAUUCGAAUCAACCGUGAAGCGCGCGUUGGAACCUUGGGUCGAGCCAGAGGAACAGGAUGAACGCAGCAUGGAUGACGGUUACAAGGCUUUCCGAACUAACCUGGUGUUGAUUUGGAUCUUCAGCAACCUGAUCCUCGUCCUGUGCAUUACCAGUGAAGGUGUUUCCCGCUUGUGUCUUACGAACACCUCCACAGUUCGAACCUCCAAAUACUUCGCCGCCAUUCUGUGGACGACCGCCGGUCUGUCCAUUUUCCGCUUUAUCGGAUCUUGCUACUUCCUCGCAAAGUCUGGCAUUCUUUGCUGUGUCUCUCGCCGCUAG
Penicillium salamii is the source of this 2757-nucleotide messenger RNA. The record is from the annotation of a GenBank genome assembly. Lineage: Eukaryota; Fungi; Ascomycota; Eurotiomycetes; Eurotiales; Aspergillaceae.